Messenger RNA from Sciurus carolinensis (gray squirrel), 4784 nucleotides. It is a transcript of the gene Armc9, whose product is annotated as armadillo repeat containing 9. Gene Ontology annotation, biological process: cilium assembly. The transcript has 24 exons. Gene Ontology annotation, cellular component: ciliary basal body; ciliary tip; centriole. Bases 365 to 2905 code for a protein of 846 amino acids. The record is from RefSeq and is a predicted model, not a curated record. Gene Ontology annotation, molecular function: protein binding. NCBI's taxonomy places the organism in Eukaryota, Metazoa, Chordata, Mammalia, Rodentia, Sciuridae.
GCCACCCCGAGCCCGCGGUCCCCGGGCGGGGAGGAGCCGCGGUGGGGCCGCAGAGCUCUGACCCCUCGCCCCGAGGAAAACCCGACGCGGACGCCCCCGCCUUUCGCCUGCGCCCUGGGCUCGUACCCCGAGAGGGCCCGAGGCUGCCGCCUGGACAUACCAAGGACAGGGCCCCUGCUUGCCGCAAGUAGUCCGCGAUCUUUGCUGCAGUGGCCAAACUUGGAGCGGGUUCCGCAACUUGGAGGGCGGCCCCAGCGGUGGCCUGGGCUUUAAGUCCCCCCACCUCCAUAGUAAUCUUCAUCAGCUCGCUCCCGUCCUCAGGCACCCAGACAUUUGCUGUGAGAAUUGCCAGUAACAGUUCACUAUGGGGGAUAUUCUGGCUCAUGAAUCUGAAUUACUUGGACUAGUACAGGAGUAUUUAGACUUUGCUGAAUUUGAAGACACCUUAAAAACAUUUUCAAAAGAAUGCAAAGUUAAAGGAAAACUGUUAUGUAAAACAGCAGGUGGAUCUUUAAGGGACUCCAAAUCAUUGAUAAUUCAGAAGGAUCUCGUGGCUGCCUUUGACUGUGGAGACCAGAAGGCAUUCUUCGAUUUGUGGGAGGAGCAUGUUCCCAACUCCAUCCGAGUUGGUGACUCCCUUGCUCAGAAGCUGGAAUUCUACCUUCACAUUCAUUUUGCCAUUUAUCUUCUGAAGUACUCCGUAGGGAGGCCGGACAAGCAGGAGCUGGAUGAACGGAUUUCCUAUUUCAAAAACUACCUGGAGACAAAAGGGGCAGCGCUGAGCCAGACCACUGAGUUUCUUCCUUUCUACGCCCUCCCUUUUGUGCCCAACCCCAUGGUGCACCCGUCAUUCAAAGAGCUCUUCCAGGAUUCUUGGACUCCAGAGUUAAAAUUGAAGCUGGAAAAAUUUCUAGCUUUAAUUUUUAAAGCCAAUAACACGCCAAAGCUUUUGACAAUCUACAAGGAGAAUGGACAAAGUAACAAAGAAACGCUGCAGCAGCUGCACCAGCAGUUGGUGGAAGCUGAGCGUCGGUCAAUGACAUACCUGAAGCGGUACAAUAAGAUCCAGGCCGACUACCACAACCUCAUUGGAGUCACAGCUGAGCUGGUGGAUUCGCUCGAGGCCACGGUCAGUGGCAAGAUGAUCACUCCAGAGUACCUGCAGAGCGUCUGCAUCCGCCUCUUCAGUAACCAGAUGCGGCAGAGCCUGGCACACAGUGUGGACUUCACGAGGCCUGGGACGGCCUCAACCAUGUUGCGAGCCUCCCUGGCACCCGUGAAAUUGAAUGAUGUCCCGUUACUGCCAUCCCUGGAUUAUGAGAAACUGAAGAAGGAUUUGAUCUGGGGGAGUGAUCGCUUGAAAGCCUUCUUGUUGCAGGCUCUGCGCUGGCGCUUGACCACAUCCCAUCCUGGAGAGCAGAGGGAGACAGUUCUGCAAGCAUAUAUCAGCAAUGACCUCCUGGACUGUCAUAGCCACAACCAGAGGAGCGUGCUGCAGCUGCUGCACUCCAAGAGCGAGGUGGUGCGCCAGUACACGGCCCGGCUGGUCAACGCCCUGGCGUCGCUGGCAGAAGGCCGCCUCUACCUCGCCCAGAACACCAAGGUGCUGCGGAUGCUGGAGGGAAGGCUGAAGGAGGAGGACAAGGACGUCAUUACCCGGGAAAAUGUUCUUGGGGCCCUGCAGAAGUUCAGUCUCAGGCGCCCGCUGCAGACCGCCAUGAUUCGCGACGGCCUCAUCUUCUGGCUGGUGGACGCCCUGAAGGACCCGGAUGGCCUGUCUGACUACACGCUGGAGUACUCCGUGGCUCUGCUCAUGAACCUCUGCCUCCGCAGCGCAGGGAAGAAUAUGUGUGCCAAGGUGGCUGGCCUGGUGCUGAAAGUCCUUUCGGAUCUCCUCGGCCACGAGAAUCAUGAGAUCCAGCCAUAUGUGAACGGAGCUCUGUACAGCAUCCUUUCUAUUCCAUCCAUCCGCGAAGAGGCGAGAGCAAUGGGAAUGGAAGACAUCCUCCGCUGCUUCAUCAAAGAAGGCAAUGCUGAGAUGACCCGCCAGAUAGAGUUCAUCAUCAAGCAGCUUAAUUCCGAAGAGCUGCUGGAUGGAGUUCUUGAGUCUGAUGAUGAUGAGGAUGAAGAUGAUGACGAGGACCAUGACACCAUGGAAGCUGAUCUGGACAAAGACGAACUCAUCCAACCCCAGCUUGGAGAACUCUCUGGAGAGAAACUUCUGACGACAGAGUACUUGGGAAUCAUGACCAACACUGGGAAGUCGCGGCGGAAGGGGCCGGCCAGCGUGCAGUGGAGCGGGGACGAGCCCCUGCGCAGGCCCGUCACCCCCAGUGGCCACAGGACCGGGUGCCCAGUGAUGGAAGACCAUCUGGUUUCUCCCCAGAAUGGCCAAUGGGCCAGAAAUGGCUGCCUUCAGGCCCUGCCCGCCGCUCGCCUGGCCAUCUGCAAGGAGGCCACGCCCAGUGUCCCUGAGUGCCGCACCACCUCUUCAUCCUCGGAGCACAAGCCAGGAGGGUGGGCACCGGCUGGACAGCAGGAAGAGCCUCACCUGUUCCCCGCAGCGGCCCACGGCUGGCUGAAGGAGGUGUCCCAGGACCCCGGCAGCAGAGAGACCAGCAGGGAGUUUGCACCGGUCUUCGCCUGCAAGCCAAGGACCCCCCACACUCUGGGGACCCUGGAGCUCGACCCACCCAAGGCAAAGGCCUCAGCCCUGACCCCCCAGUUCUCCUUGUGUGGCCCCCAGAAGACCAGCCGCCCCGGCUCCACGGCUUCCUCCGCAAAGAGCCUGCACAGUGAGUCAGCCUGGGCCCUGCCCGUAGCUCCAAGCAAAGCAUGCCAAGCUCCCGCGUCUGCACUUUUGGGCCCGUGGACCCGCUGGGUGUGCCCACUGAGCAGGUGGUGAAGGCCCACUUCCCUUCCAUAGUUCCGGUGCCUUCCCUGGCCCCAGGGACCAGUCCUUCAUUCAUUCUUCUGCUUAUUAAAUUGCUUUUGGCCUCUGUGGCUCAUACACAAGCUGGCAGAGACCCCCCAAGCUGAAUCCCUUAGAGAUUAGAACCCCCCCACACCCCAUGGGCUUGCAAAGUCAGCCCUGGCCUGUCCCCACUAAUGAGGUUGGCCUUGGAACUAGGCCUGCGUUCUGGUGGGAGAAACCCACCCAGGCCUCAACCCAAGAGCUCUGUCGCUGUGGGACCCUGAGCCCAUGGUGGGUGGGUCCAAGGGUCCCCACUGUGUCCUGGGACCUCCCUCCUGCCCUUGUGCUCCUUGUCAGGACCACCUCUCAGCUCUCUGUGUCCCCUCUCAACCUCAACCUGUUGACUCCCCACCCUGCCACCUCCACACCCAGGCUAAGCUAGACCUUUUCAAGGGGAAAUGAAAGGACAAAGUAAAGGAGGCCAAACACUGUGAAAUAGCCACACUGAGACACAGGCCAGGCCCUGGGCAUCACGCCUAGCUGGAGACCUGUGGGCCGCAAGUGCAGGCCCUGGCCAUGCUGAGCCACCACAGGGCCCUGUUCCUGAGCGAAGCCUCAGCUCGGGUCAGGCCCCUCCUCCCAGACCCAGAGGCAGCCGCGGGAGAUCCAGGGAAAGCUCGGCUGCUCUGACCCUGCCAGUGUCCAGGCCGCACCAGGUCGGGGGAGUAUGGUUGAUAAUAUCACAUGAAUAGCCCCCAGCAGCUGACAGCUGCGCUGGUCACACAUCCAGAUGCUUCACACGGCUAAGCCAGUGUGCCCAGCUCUCGAGCAGUGGAGUCAGUGUGUCCUUUGGACCCAGCAGACCUCACCGGGCCACCCAACCAGGCGGCCCAACCAGGUGGCCUGCUUCCUGUAGGGAAGACCAUGGCCAAGCAAGUCGUGCCCUGGCCAAGAGUCAGGACCUGGGAGGGAAGUUCUCUUUAUUCUCUUUCACAUGAGUGGGUUGAAAGAGGGAUUGUGUGGGACAGAGGGGUUCUGUGCCGAGAUCGCUUGGCGCUGGCGUCUUGCUCUGGCUCUUCUUCCCUAGGCAGCCAGUCUUACAGGAAGUGAGGAUGCUUCUCUCCCCGAGCGCCACCGUCACAUUGCCUGAGGACCAGCCAGCUUCCCGUUCUCUGCCAGCCAGCAGCUGCAGGUGACAGAUGUGAAGAGACAGUUGUCUGGAGACACUGGACAGCGAGAGAGCUGAGGAGGGACCAGCCCUCAGGCCCACCAGCAGUGAGGCCGUGAGAGUCCACCAUCCGGCACUUUCUCACCCAGGAGAGCCAUGGGAGGACUGGGGAUGCCUGCUACAGCCUUCCUGGCAAGGGGACACUUCUGGUCACCUUCACGCCCACAGGAGGAGCGGGUGGCCUUCGCCUUCGGGAGACCUUGGGCUCAGGGUUCAGCCAGCAUCCCCAGCCCUCCCCGGCACCCACUGGGCAGAAUUCGAGGCCACACCUGCAAGCCCUGCCAUCUCCCUGGCUCCUGAGGAGGAGCCGAGGUCCCAGGAAAGGUCAGGAGCCAGAGGGCCUCUUCCCAGGCUGCGGCCAGCGGCCCUGUGGGAGCGCGCUCCUCGCUGGGACCAGCGCUGGAAGUGGGGACCAGUGUCAGGAAGCUCGUUCUCCAGGGACUCUCUUUUGGGUUUAAACUCGAAUACAGAAUGUGAAAUGCUCCGGCGGCUUCAAAGCAGCCCUGUGCUUCUACAUGGGGUUCUUUUUAAAAAAAAAAAAAUUUUUUUUUAUUUUAAUUAUCUACGGUACUAGGGAUUGAACUUGGGGCACUCUAACACUGAGCUACGUCCCCAGCGCAGCCUUUUUUAUUUAUUCAUUUA